Messenger RNA from Suricata suricatta (meerkat), 5035 nucleotides. RefSeq names its product DLEC1 cilia and flagella associated protein (gene DLEC1). The record is from RefSeq and is a predicted model, not a curated record. The transcript is spliced from 37 exons. Bases 1 to 4974 code for a protein of 1657 amino acids. Lineage: Eukaryota; Metazoa; Chordata; Mammalia; Carnivora; Herpestidae. Gene Ontology annotation, biological process: negative regulation of cell population proliferation.
AUGGCCACAGGGGACCUGGAGUUCCCCCACGUCUUCACCAGCGCUCACGUGAUCGGCGAGCACCUGAGCGCGAACUUGAUCAAGGCCCGCGGCAGCGAGGAUGCGCGCCACGAGGAGUUCGUGGACGAGCUCCGGCGGGUUCGAGAGCUCUACCAGCAGCGUCUGGAUGAAGCUGAAAUGCUGGACAGACACAUCAUUCAGGCCCGCGCACGAGCUCUGGCAGAGAGAGAACGGACCGCGCAGCAGGCGGCCGUGCUGGGCCUGGAGACCUCCGUCAGCCUGCCUCCAGUGAAGACGAUCUUCAAGUGCUGUGUGGACAGCGAGUUGCUGCAGAGGCAUCAUUUGAUCAGCCCAGACGAUUACUACAGCGAUCCCGUGCCGUUUUGCUCUGCGCCUAAAGGCACCUCCAUCCCUGGGGGUUCAAAGCUCACGUUCAGUUAUGAGAAGCGCUCUGUCCCAGUGACGCACAUGACCAAGAAGCUGGAAGCUUCCUGCAGAAAGCUGCUCGCCAAGGCUGAGGAGGGGCUAGACUUCACCGUGGACAGCCUGACGUGGGACUCGUCCUUAAAGGCCCAGCGCAAGACUGUCCAGAAAACAGGCCCACCCAAGAAUAAGAGCUGGGUGACGCACCUACGGGUGCCCCAGAGACAAGCGGAGCGGCUUCUGCUCGCCAGGAUGGACAGUCGGGUCCGCUUCCUCAAAAACCCGCGUUUUUUCCCUCCUAACACUCCACGUGGAGGGAGGUCUCUGCUCUUGCGUCCGGGGAAGCCAGCGCUGCCGGGAGCGUGCCAGAGUGAGCCGGGGGAGAGCUGUGCUGAUGCUCCCGUGUUCCUUGCUAAGCCAUCGGUCGGAUUUUUCACAGAUUAUGAAGUCGGGCGAGUUUAUGAGAUGGUGAUCUCGCUGCAGAACACCACGGCCACCAGCCGCCACCUGCGAGUGCUCCCGCCAUCCACGCCCUACUUCGCGCUGGGAUUGGGGAUGUUCCCGGGGACAGGCGGGAUGGUGGCCCCCGGCAUGGCCUGCCAGUACACCGUCCAGUUCUCCCCCGACUGCCUUGGGGAUUUCGAUGAUUCCAUCUUAGUGGAGACGCAGUCGGCCCACGCGCUCCUGAUCCCCCUGCAGGCCCGCAGGCCUCCCCCGGUGCUGACACUGUCACCCGUGUUGGACUGUGGCUACUGCCUCAUCGGGGGAGUGAAGAUCACCAGGUUUCUCUGCAAAAACGUGGGCUUCGGUGCCGGCAAGUUCUGCAUUUUUCCUAAAAAGAACUGGCCACAGCUAAGCUUCAGGGCCGUGGCCACCAUGGGCUUCGUGGAGGAGCCCCCCUUUGGGAUCCUGCCAUCCGUGUUCGAGCUGGCCCCGGGGCAGGCCGUGUGCCUGGAGGUCCUGUUCCUCCCGACGAGCCUGGAAAAGGCAGAGCAGACCUUUAUCAUUGUGUGCGACAACUGCCAGAUGAAGGAGCUGGUGACCGCAGGAAUUGGGCAGCUGAUUGCCUUGGAUCUGAUCUAUGUUUCUGGUGGAGAGAGUGAGCCGGAGCCUGGAGAGCUCACGGACCUAACGGCCCCGCACUUCGUACGCUUUGAGCCUGAGAACCUUCAGUGCACAGCCAGAAAACAGCUGGUUAUCAGAAAUGCUACGCACGUGGAGCUGGCCUUCCACUGGCAGAUCAUGAAGCCGAACCUGCGGGCCCUACUGCCUGGAGAAGCGUGCAGCAUGGACAGCCUCAAGUGCCACCCCGACAGGGACACGGCCUUCUCCAUCCUGCCCGAGAGAGGCGUUCUCGGCCCCCACACGGACCACGAGUUCGUCCUGACCUUCUCUCCGCAUGAGCCCCGGGACUUUCACAGUGUGUUUCACAUGGUGCUGGAGGACGUCCCGGAGCCCCUGAGCCUGGAAUCGGCAGAGCCGAAGGACCCCUCCUCCUGCGCUGUGGACGACGUGAUUGUCCUGGAGGUCGAGGUGAAAGGCUCCGUGGAGCCCGUCCAGGUUCUCCUGGAGCCCUACGCCCUCAUCAUCCCCGGGGAGAACUAUGUGGGCAUAAAUGUGAAGAAGCAUUUUAAGGUAGGCGUGGUCUCUCUCCAGCCCGCGGAGAACUUGGCCUUGCUUUGCCCCCUCCCAGAGCCCAAUGAGGUGGAGGACUUCGAGCUGAGCUUUACCGGCGGCGUCCCCGGCCCAGCAAGCCAGGACCUGCUGUGUGAGAUCCAAAACUCCCCCUCACCGGUGGUGUUACACAUUGAGGCGGCCUUUAAGGGGCCUGACCUGGUCAUCAGCACCUCGGCCCUUCAGUUUGGCCUGCUGCGCCUGGGGCAGACAGCCACCGACUGCAUCCGGAUCCAGAACCGCAGCCAGCUGCCGGCCGAGUGGCACCUGCGGGAAAGCCCGGAGUGCCUCCAGGAGAGGUGUGAGACUGUGUCUCCCUUCAGCAUCGAGCCCUCGAGCGGCCAGAUCCCUGCUCUGGGCGAGUGCAGGGCGAGCGUCACCUUGGAGGCCACGCGGUGCCAGCACCUGCAGACGGUCCUGGAGCUGGAGGUGGUCAGUGGGGCCUGGAGCUACCUCCCUGUAUAUGCGGACAUACAGGAGCCCUACGUGUAUCUGCGAAACAGCCAUGUGGAAGUCCCCAACCUCUACCUGGGCGUGCCCACCAAGGCAGCCGUGACACUCAUCAAUGGCACGCUCCUGCCCACCGACUUCCACUGGGGCAAGCUGCUGGGGCGCCAGGCACCCUGCUGCACGGCCAAGGUCUCCCCGCGACGCGGCACACUGGGCCCCAGUGAGGAGCGCCAGCUCAGCCUGGAGUUGACGGCUCACACCCAGGACGAGCUGAGCGACCUGGCCCUCCCUUGUACCGCGUCCGGCAUGAAGGAGCCGCUGGUCCUGGGCAUUUCCGGGAAACCCCAGGGACUGCAAGUGGCUAUUGCCACCUCUGUGGAGGGCCCCGACGGCAGUGUCCCCGGCACAGAGUGGCAGCCAGACCAUCCGGAGGAGCUCUGCCUUGACUUUGGCUCAACGGUGCCUCUGAGGACCUGCGUGAACCGCCAGCUCGUCCUGACCAAUCACUCCCCGAUAGAGACCCUGUUCACCCUCAAGUUUGAGUACUUCGGGAGCCCCCAAAACAGCCGGGGUCAGAACGCCAGCCUCCCCGACGUGCCACCUGCCCUGCUGAAGACGUCAAGGAUUCGAGAAAACUGGGCCAAGCGAGAGCAGCUGAAUUUCAUGGAAAGCAUGCUGUCUCAUGGGAAGGGAGCCGCCUUCUUCCCCCACGUCUCCCAGGGCACACUGGGGGCCCGCCAGCAGCUGCGCAUCAACGUCACGGGCUGUGCAAACAUGUGGGGCCAGUACUGGGAUGACCUCACCUGCACGGUGGGCGACCUGCCGCCGGUGGUCAUCCCCGUGCGCAUGGCGGUGGUGGGCUGCCCCAUCAGCUCCCAGAGGACCACUUACUACACGGCCGGCCAGCCGCAGAAGGAGCCUGUCAUCAGGUUUGGCACCCAGGUGUCCGGAGGAGACACAGUCACCCGGGUCCUUCGCUUGAAUAACUCCAGCCCCUGUGAUAUCCGCCUGGACUGGGAGACCUACACCCCAGAAGACAGGGAGGACUGGCUGGUGGAGCUGCUGGUGUUUUAUGGACCACCUUUCCCGCUGCGGGACCAAGCGGGGAACGACCCCUUGUGCCCAGAGACCCCUGAAAGCAGCAGCUCCUUCUGGUCUCCAAGCCCCUCCAAUGAGUCUGAGUCCAGCCACGAAGUGGUCCAGUCUGCCGAGAGCUGCUCCGGUGUCACCAACGCGGCCUCGCAGAAGCUCAUCUCGGUGGUUCUGCGGGCGCAUGACGGGGUGCCCUCUGGCCCCCUGUACCGCGUCAGCCCCAAGCAGAUGGUGGUCCCGGCGGGGCGCAGCAGCACCAUCUCCAUCUCCUUCACACCCGCGGCCCUCGGCCCCGACAUCCAGCACAAAGUGGAGUGUGUUGGCUAUGCCCUGGGCUUCCUGAGCCUGGACGACGAGGUGGAGAGAGAGCUCCCUGGGCGGCGGCGGCGCGGGCAGGACUUCGCCGUGGGGCCCCUGAGGCUGGACCUGCAUGGCCACGUGAGGCCCGCACAGCUGAGCGUGGAGCUGGACAGUGGCGGUAGCAUGGAGUUCCGGCACCAGGCCAGCGACCUCAUCCCCAAGUGGCCCUGCCAAUCCCCCACACGUCAGCAGCCCUGUCCUGAGGUGCUGAGUGAGCUGGUGACCACCCGCCACCUGAAGCUGACCAACACCACAGAAAUCCCACAGCACUUCCGGCUCCAGGUCUCCAGGCCCUUCUCCGUUUCCCAAGCCGGGGCCAGCCGCAGCCGCGGGGCUCCUGGCCCGGAACCCGGGCGGCAGGAGGAGCCGGCCACGGCGGCCAGGCAGCUGGUGCUGGGCCGGAGGGAGAACAUGCUGGUGGACGUGUGCUUCUCGCUGUCCCUGGAGCUGCUCUCCUACCAGAAGCUCCUUGCUGACGAGCUGCCGCCCGGGAUGGGCAUCCGGCAGCAUGCCAGCGGGGAGAAGGAGAUGGUGUUCACUCAGAACCUGCUCCUGGAGCACGCCAACCGGACCACGCAGGUGGUGCCUCUGAGGGCCACCGUGGCUGUGCCCGAGCUGCAGCUCUCCACCAGCUGGGUGGACUUCGGGACGUGCUUUGUGAACCAGGAGCGGGUCCGGGAGGUCUCCCUCAUGAACCUGAGUGGCUGUCGGAGCUACUGGGCUGUGCUGAUGGGCCGGCAGGAGCCGGACACGGAGCCCGCAGCCUUCAGGGUCUCUCCAAGCAGUGGGCAGCUGGAAGCGCGCCUGGUCAACGCGCCUCCGAAGACCGUCACCCUCCAGGUUUUCUUCACUGCCAGGAGCAGCACUCGGUACGAGUCCACACUGGCGGUGGAAGGCGUGCUGGGCGAGCAGGCGUGCACCCUGAGGCUCCGCGGACACGGCUCUUACGACGAGAGACACGUGUGGGCCCCCUAGCUCGGAGGCUCUGCCCUCGGCCCCCAGCCCUGGAAAUAAAGCAGGAUCUAGAGCUGCGCUA